This is a messenger RNA of Aspergillus viridinutans, 381 nucleotides long. RefSeq lists its product as uncharacterized. The record is from RefSeq and is a predicted model, not a curated record. Lineage: Eukaryota; Fungi; Ascomycota; Eurotiomycetes; Eurotiales; Aspergillaceae. The coding region runs from base 1 to 381 and encodes 126 amino acids. The transcript is spliced from 2 exons.
AUGGUUACGCGAAUACUCGCACCUGGCGCGCAUUCAGAUGAGGCAGAAUGCCGCCUGUUCAAUCUCUGCUUCCAUCAUUUCGACGACCCAGCCGCCGCGAAGGUGCUAAGAAGUGCGAUUCAAUCCUCGGAUGCGUUUGUAAUCUUUGAAAUGACCCAUGGCACGGCCUCGGCCUGUCUGAACAGUACUUUCAUCACCGUAUCUCCUCUGCUGACCACUUUGUUGUGGUUCCGGAGCUCGCCGCUCCGCCUGUUUUUCAACUAUAUCUUUCCGCUGGUGCAGUUGUUCUUCGCAGUUGAUGGCUACGUGUCCUGCAUCCGCAGUAGGACGCCGGAGGAGAUCACUACCCUGAUCCGCCAGCAAAAGGACCUGGACAAGUGA